Messenger RNA from Prunus avium (sweet cherry), 1325 nucleotides. Its product is annotated as 2-oxoglutarate (2OG) and Fe(II)-dependent oxygenase superfamily protein. Gene Ontology annotation, biological process: fatty acid metabolic process; DNA damage response. Gene Ontology annotation, cellular component: mitochondrial matrix. NCBI's taxonomy places the organism in Eukaryota, Viridiplantae, Streptophyta, Magnoliopsida, Rosales, Rosaceae. The record is from RefSeq and is a predicted model, not a curated record.
UUAGGCUUUUACCUGCUCAAAAUUACGAGGAGGAAAUGGAUGCCACCAACGAGGAAAUUCUGAGGCAAGUGUUCGGCGACUCAUCGGACGGCGAGGACUUGGAAUUGGGAGAUGGAUCUGACCCAAGCCAUUGCUGGGAACCAAUCAAAGAAAUCAAAGGGUUGUGGUUGUGCAGAGACUUCCUCCCUCCUCAACGCCAGUCUUCCUUGCUCUCCACAAUCCAAAACGAAGAAGGAUGGUUCACUCAAGCCUCUCACAAUCAGGCUAUGAGAUUUGGAGACCUUCCAUCAUGGGCAGCUGAGCUUUCACAUUCUAUUCGCAAGGUUCUACUUGCGAGUGACUUUGUUCUUGAACCUAUAGUAUUGGGAAAUACUGAUAACGUGAACGAGAAUGCAUGUUCAUUUCCAUCAACUCUUUUCUGCAGAGAGCCACUCUUCGACCAACUAAUUCUAAAUUCUUACCAACCAGGUGAGGGGAUCUGUGCACACAUUGACCUUAUGCGAUUUGAAGAUGGAAUUGCCAUUCUCUCCCUGGAGUCAUCAUGCGUGAUGCAUUUCAGUCCAGUUGAUGGAACAAGCAGGGGCUUUUUAAUGGAUGGUGAAAAGGAUCCGCCUCUGGCCAAGAUUCCUGUUUAUCUUACCCCGGGAUCCCUAAUUUUUAUGUCAGGAGAAGCAAGGUACCUUUGGAAGCACGAGAUUAACCGCAUGCCUGGAUUUCAGAAGUGGGAAGGGGAGGAACUAAAUCAAAAGAGGAGAAUCUCCAUAACCCUGAGGAAGCUUUGCCAAGUUGAGUAGGUCAUUAAUAACCAGCAGAAUAUUUACUUUUUUCCAAUUCCUUUUGGUCAGCAAAUACGUUAGUGGUAGGACUUGGAACUUCGAUCAAUGUGGAGGACACCUGGUUCCUAUGUAGCACCUCUGUCACAUUUGUGGGUGAAAAUGCGUCUGCUGGAUUGAAAUUGAGGAUCAGAUUGCACUGGGAAAGCACUUAGUAUUGGUAGGUUUCACUGUGACUCUCUAAUCUCUGUGAUUUGCAAAUGGAGCCAAUUUGGAAAUGAUGCUGAGGGAAGCAGAUUAUCCAAGAUUCCAGUGGCCAAGAUGAAUCCUUUCUGGGAGUAACUUAGCAUUGGUGUCUAAUUUUUAGUGUCAGUUUCAGCUUGGAUGGACUUACAAGGUUGCCUUUCCUGUAGGAUUGAGCAAGAAGCUUAUUGCAUAAUGAUUUGAUCUCAAUUUUGCAAUUUUGAUGAACUGGUGAAGUUCAUAGAGCCAUUAAAAGUGUAUGCAAAAUGAGAUGGACCCUAUGGUCUAUCUUAUCAGAAGAUCUCAUUA